This is a messenger RNA of Colletotrichum truncatum, 1497 nucleotides long. RefSeq names its product mixed-linked glucanase. The record is from RefSeq and is a predicted model, not a curated record. Lineage: Eukaryota; Fungi; Ascomycota; Sordariomycetes; Glomerellales; Glomerellaceae.
AUGCAGCGCGUGGCUCUUCUCGCCCUCAUGGGCCAGGUGGCUUUGGGCCAGUUGUUCACCAACGGCACCACAACCAGAACCAGCACCACCUCCAGCUUGACCACCAGUGUCACCACAACCGCUCCUGUCAUCACAAGCGAGGAGCCCACUGAGUCCGAGACUGUCAUUGACUUCCCACCUGACAUGUCAACGGAGUCCACCGCCCAGCCCAGCUCAACUGCCUCCCCCAACCCUUACAAUGUUGGCGGAUACUUCCUCCAGGGCUGCUAUGGUUCUCCUUCUAGCUUCCCUACCUUUGAGCUUGUGCUUUCCGCUGAGUCCAUGACCAUUGACCGUUGCAUCGCCAAGUGCGCCCCCGCCAACAAGAACUACGCCGGCCUCUUCGGAUCUGACUGCUUCUGCGGUAACUUCAUCGACGAUGUCAACGAGGUCCUCGUCCCCGAGGAGCAGUGCAACAUCCAGUGCCCUGGCAACCCCAGACAGCGCUGCGGUGGCCGCAACCAGUCCCCUGCCCUCAAGAAGCGCCAGGUCAACCCUCUGCCCCCCGUCUUCCCCGCCUCCAACCGCUUCACCAUCUACAGACGCGACGGUGCCACCAACGGCAACAACGGUACCAUCACCACCACCGUCACCGUCACCACUGGAGCCGGCGGACUUGGCGUCAUCACCACUGCCUUCUGCCCCUCUUGCCCCGACUGCAAGGGUCCCUGGUGCUACAGCCGUCCCAACACUGGCUGCUUCGGCGGCGACUGCUACAAGAAGCUCGUCUGCUACGGAGACUGGUGCUCUUGGGACUUCCCCUGCUACGGCGACUCCUGUGGCCGCCGUCUCGUGUGGGUUGACGGACACUGGAGGCCCGAGGUCUGCCACGGCGAGGAGUGCGGCCGCAAGGUCAUCUGCAGCAACGGUGUCUGCCAGUACUCUCAGUGCAACAGCGGCUGCAACAAGGAGAAGAUUGUCUGCUACGGCAACGUCUGCCAGGUCGAGAACUGCGGCACCAACGAGUGCAACAAGAAGCUUGUCUGCCAGGACGGCUCCUGCCAGCACCAGACCUGCCCCUACCAGGAGAUCAACAACAAGUACACCUGCACCGGCUCCGCGUGCCAGAUCGUCAAGCCUUGCACCACUUGCACUCCCGCUCCUCCUUGCACUGGUGACAAGUGCAACAUCGUCAUCGCCCCUCCCCCCGUCACCCAGACCGCUUGCGUCGGUGACAAGUGCAACGUCGUCGUUGUCACUCCCACCCCCAUCACCCAGACCCCCUACGUCCCUGCUGUCCCCACACAGCCCGCGAUGCCCCCUGCCCAGCCUACCCUCCCCCCCGGUGCCGGUGGCGCUCCCGGCGGCGUUCCCGGCGGCGUUCCCGGCGGUGUCCCCAGCGGUGGUCUCCCUGGCAACGGUGGAAAGACCGUCGUCACUGCCGGCUCCGGCAAGUCGGUCGCCAGCUUCGGCGCCCUUGCUUUCAGCAUCAUUGCCGGUGUUGCUUUCCUCCUGUGA